AUGUGGCAACGGAUUGCCGCCUGCAUCGAAGCAAACGGAGGCCAUACCCGAGCUUGCUUUGACAAGUUACAAGUUGGUAACUAUAUCUGCUGGCUGGUGUUGGACUACCUCUCUGAUACAAUUUACCUGAUGGACACAUGCGUCCGACUUCGCACAGGGUUCCUGGAACAAGGUCUGCUGGUGAAGGAUCAUGUCAAGCUUCGAGACAGCUACGUACGAACGCUGCAGUUCAAGCUGGAUGUGUUGUCCAUCCUGCCCACUGACCUGGCUUACCUCGCCACCGGUAUCCACACACCACAGCUCAGGUUCAACCGCCUGCUACGCUUUCCUCGCAUGUUUGAGUUCUUUGACCGAACUGAGACUCGCACUAACUACCCCAACAUCUUCCGUAUCUGCAACCUGGUGCUUUAUAUCCUGGUCAUCAUCCACUGGAACGCUUGCAUCUACUACGCUAUCUCUAAGUCUCUGGGGUUGGGCUCAGACACUUGGGUGUUUCCAAACAGCUCCAAACCAGAGUUUUCAUCCCUCACACACAGUUACGUCUACUGUCUAUACUGGUCCACACUCACUCUUACUACUAUUGGAGAGAUGCCUGCACCUGUACGAGAUGAAGAGUACCUCUUUGUUGUCUUUGACUUUCUUGUCGGGGUGCUGAUCUUCGCCACUAUUGUGGGAAACGUUGGUUCUAUGAUUGCCAACAUGAACGCCACCCGUGCUGAGUUUCAAGCUCGAAUUGACGCAAUAAAACACUACAUGCACUUUCGUAAAGUCAGCAGGGAAUUGGAAACGCGUGUCAUUAAAUGGUUUGAUUACCUGUGGACCAAUAAGAAAGCAGUUGAUGAGCAGGAAGUGCUAAAGAACCUGCCAAACAAACUGCGGGCUGAGAUUGCGAUCAAUGUACACCUGGAGACUUUGAAGAAAGUACGGAUUUUUCAAGACUGUGAGGCGGGACUUUUGGUGGAGCUGGUGCUCAAACUGCGGCCACAGGUUUUCAGUCCAGGCGACUACAUCUGCCGGAAAGGGGACAUAGGAAAAGAGAUGUAUAUCAUUAAAGAGGGGAAGCUGGCUGUGGUGGCUGACGAUGGGGUCACACAAUACGCUCUGCUCACUGCCGGUAGCUGCUUUGGGGAAAUCAGCAUCCUGAACAUAAAGGGCAGUAAAAUGGGAAACCGUCGGACUGCGAACAUCCGCAGCCUGGGCUACUCCGAUCUGUUCUGCCUCUCAAAGGACGAUCUGAUGGAGGCGGUGACAGAGUAUCCAAAUGCUAAGACUGUUCUGGAGGAGAGGGGCCGUGAGAUCCUGAUGAAGGAGGGUCUGCUGGAUGAGAAUGUAGAGCGAGGAGGACUGGAGAAGGAGGACACUGAGGACAAGGUGGAGAGGUUGGAGUCCUCUCUGGACACGCUGCAGACUCGCUUUUCCCGUUUACUCAACGAAUAUAAGCAUACGCAGCAGCGGCUGAAGCAGCGCAUCACUCUGCUGGAGCGACAGCUGAACCACACGGAUGGUGGAGCUGUUGCAGACGACGACAUGGACACUGAUAUGGAGAUACAGAAACAGUCGACAAAGCAGGAAAAAUGACAUUAACCACAUGAA
Messenger RNA from Sphaeramia orbicularis (orbiculate cardinalfish), 1593 nucleotides. RefSeq names its product cyclic nucleotide-gated cation channel-like. Gene Ontology annotation, cellular component: plasma membrane; intracellular cyclic nucleotide activated cation channel complex. Bases 1 to 1578 code for a protein of 525 amino acids. Gene Ontology annotation, molecular function: intracellularly cAMP-activated cation channel activity; intracellularly cGMP-activated cation channel activity; protein-containing complex binding. The record is from RefSeq and is a predicted model, not a curated record. Lineage: Eukaryota; Metazoa; Chordata; Actinopteri; Kurtiformes; Apogonidae. The transcript is spliced from 3 exons. Gene Ontology annotation, biological process: monoatomic cation transmembrane transport.